CAGGGGCCUUGGGCUACCAGGACCUCGGCGAGGGAGAGAGAGGGAGAGGGAGAGCCUGCAGGCAGACGGCCGACCCCGCAGCCCCGGGCCUCUCUCCCGCCCCCCUCCGCCCCCCGGGGGGACCAUGGCGACGUCCAGGCCGCCGGCGGCCGAGGAGGACAGCACCAUCCUCAUGGCCAAGGAGGAGCUGGAGGCGCUGCGCUCGGCCUUCGAGUCGGGCGACCUGCCCCAGGCCGCGUCCCGCCUGCGCGAGCUGCUGGCCGCGUCCGAGAGUUCGCGGCUGGACGUGGGCGUGACGGGCGAGUCGGGCGCCGGCAAGUCGUCGCUCAUCAACGCGCUGCGCGGGCUGGGCGCCGAGGACCCGGGCGCCGCGCUCACCGGCGUGGUGGAGACCACCCUGCACCCGCAGUGCUACCCGCACCCGCAGUUCCCCGACGUGACCCUGUGGGACCUGCCCGGGGCCGGCUCGCCCGGCUGCCCCGCCGAGCGCUACCUGAAGCAGGCGGACUUCGCGCGCUACGACUUCUUCCUGCUCGUGUCCCCGCGGCGCUGCGGGGCGGUGGAGGCGCGCCUGGCGGCCGAGAUCCUCCGGCAGGGCAAGAAGUUCUACUUCGUGCGCACCAAGGUGGACGAGGACCUGGCGGCCAGCCGCAGCCAGCGCCCGUCGGCCUUCAGCGAGGCGGCCGUGCUGCAGGAGAUCCGCGAGCACUGCGCCGAGCGGCUGCGGGCGGCCGGCCUGGCCGAGCCCCGCGUCUUCCUCGUGUCCAACCUGGCGCCGGGCCGCUACGACUUCCCGCUGCUCGUGGCCACCUGGGAGCACGACCUGCCGGCGCACCGGCGCCACGCGGGCCUGCUGUCCCUGCCCGACGUGUCGCUGGAGGCGCUGCGGCGCAAGAAGGACAUGCUGCAGGAGCAGGUGCUCAAGACGGCGCUGGUGUCGGGCGUGAUCCAGGCGCUGCCGGUGCCCGGGCUGGCGGCCGCCUACGACGACGCGCUGCUGGUGCGCUCGCUGCGGGGCUACCACCGCAGCUUCGGGCUGGACGACGACUCGCUGGCCAAGCUGGCCGAGCAGGUGGGCAAGCAGGCCGGCGACCUGCGCUCGGUCAUCCGCUCGCCGCUGGCGGCCGAGGUGUCCCCCGAGGCGGUGCUGCGCCUCUACUCGCAGUCGUCGGACGGCGCCAUGCGGGUGGCCCGCGCCUUCGAGCGCGGCAUCCCGGUGUUCGGCACCCUGGUGGCGGGCGGCAUCAGCUUCGGCGCGGUGUACACCAUGCUGCAGGGCUGCCUCAACGACAUGGCGGAGGACGCGCAGCGCGUGCGCAUCAAGGCGCUGGAGGAGGACGACGCGCCCGCCGCCGCCGCCGCCGCCGCCGCCGAGAACGACGACGACGACGAAGGCGGCCUGGAGGCGGCGGGCGAUGGCGCGGGCGGCGGCGGCGGCGGCGCGGACCGGCGCGGCCCGGGGGAGGGCGGGGGCGAGGAGGCGCCGCUGUCCACCCGCAGGAAGCUCGGCCUCCUCCUCAAGUACAUCCUCGACAGCUGGAAGAAGCGCGACUUGUCCGAGGAGAAGUGAACGCUGCGGCCGCCCCGUCGGGUGGGAAAUGAACGCUGUGCCCCCCCCCCCCAGCCCCCGCAGCCCGAGUCUGAAGAGAAAGACCCGAAACCUGACGAGA
Messenger RNA from Erinaceus europaeus (western European hedgehog), 1670 nucleotides. It is a transcript of the gene IRGC, whose product is annotated as immunity related GTPase cinema. Gene Ontology annotation, cellular component: membrane. The transcript has 2 exons. Gene Ontology annotation, molecular function: GTPase activity; GTP binding. The record is from RefSeq and is a predicted model, not a curated record. The coding region runs from base 125 to 1570 and encodes 481 amino acids. NCBI's taxonomy places the organism in Eukaryota, Metazoa, Chordata, Mammalia, Eulipotyphla, Erinaceidae.